ACGAGAUGCGCAUGCCCAGGCUCCGUGGCGGACGUGCGUAGGCGCAGGCUCCAGUUUGCGCAUGCCCAGACUGUGAAGGGCCUCGUAACAGCAGUUGAGAGGGUGUGGGUUGGCGGCGGCGGCCAGAGCGAGAUGCUAGUGUUCGUGAUGGUGGCGGCGACUACCUUGCGGCUGUGCCCGCUGGCCAGAGCUCAGCCGCUGUGCCGCAUGCAGACGGUGAGGACAGGAAAGAUAUUUCACGAUGGACAGAAAAUUCAAGGGGACCUCCUGUAUUUUUCAUCUGCGACAACUCGCUUGAUUAAACAUCCUUGCAAGAAAAACAUAGCCCUGUAUCUAGGGAGACAGGCAGCCAUUCGAGUUUUCCAAGUAGUGGAGAGGCUGAUGCCGGUUAGCACACCGGAAGUAACGUCGGCACAUUUUGCUGGUUCAGUGUUGCUGUUAGUCGUGAACCAAGGAGUCUACAUUUAUGACUAUGAAGCCAAUUCCUGGAAUGCAUCAAAAGGUAUAGAACACCCUGUUUCCCACAUUUCUGGUGACAACUGUUGUUACAGUGGAAAUUCGUUUUGUGCGGAUGUAAGCAACUCGGUUUUUGCUUAUUUGCUUGGAGAUCAGAUAUCUCAGACCAAUAUCUAUUUCUCAAACACCCGAGGAUACGUAUUUCAGAAGUAUGCCCACGAAAGGCAGGCAGAGCUAGUCGGGUCCUUGGGUGGGAUCUUCUACUUUCACUCCCUGUCACAGGUGGGCCUGCUCCUUGUCAACCAGCAGAAGGCCAUGUUCAGCUACUCAGACUACCCCCUGAACCUCGAUUUCGGGCUGCCCUUUGACUACAACGGGACUCUUGACAUCCUCAUCGCCCCGGGCCAGAAGGGCAUCCUCAUCUUCUGGUGUGAGAAAAGCCUGCUGGUUUCUCAGAAUGCAGGUCAGCUGGUCAACCCUGUCCAGGUGCGAGAAGGACAGCACAUCUUGUAUUCUUCCAUCUCUGAAGCCAACAUCAGCGUCCACAGCAUUGCUGCCAAUGAAAACGAACUGGCAGUUUUAACUCAGGAGAGUUACUUGUACUACGGCAGCCUGGGAAUCCUGCCAAGUUCUCUCAUCAAAUUUGCAGGCCAAAACAUCCGGUCGGAAGAGGCGGUCCUGGUGUUCACCGACGUGGGCAUGCUGGAAAUACUGAGCCCGCUGCCUGACCCGCUCUUCCCAGCUUUUGAUUUCCAGAAGUGCCCCGUGAACAUCCAGGCGACUCUCAUGGACCCCCAGCUCCAAGUUGACGUCUGCAAGGUGGAACUUCUGCAGGGAGAAUUUGAUAACAGAAUGUACACCAUUGAUAUGAACAGCGAGUUGCAGUUGAGAGCCUUGAUGAUACCCCGGACAGGGACAUCCCCAGUCUCACUAGUGAUGGUGAGCAACCCGCAUUCCCUGGGGCUACAGGCCCUCAUCUACGAGGACGGCUACACCCUCAAUGGGAACACCAAGCACAGACUGAACAUUUCCCUGAGGCAGCAGCACCACGGGGGCAGGGCUGAUCCCAACUUCACCUCCAGCAUAAAGAGACCCACAAUGUCUACCGUCACUCUGGACAUAGCCAACAAAGAAAUUUCAUGUGUGGACCUUAAGCCACUGACAGCACUGAUUUCAGUUGGUUGUGACCUGGAGAAGAAGAUCAUCAUUCAGAACGAAAUCUCAGCCUGUUACAAUGGCCUCCUCGACCUCGUGACCCUUCAGGACAACUACAGUUACGUCAUUGAGAAGGACACCUACGACCCCAACUUCCAGGGGCAGAAGGCCACGGAGGACCUGUUGGUGCAUUACCAGUAUGAGAAGCUGGGCUGCCCCGUCCUUGUGUUCUAUGACACCCCGUGGAAGCCGGUGGUGGAGCUGUGGCGGGAAGGGAAGUUCCAGGAGGUGGUCGAGACCGAGUAUGUCCUGCUGGAGGUGAACGGGCUGUUCACCUACACGUACUCCCUGACGGCAGCCAUGGCACUCUGCAGUUCCCAGCCACAGAACUGGACCACCAUCUCCAAGGCCGCCGGCGGGAAAGGGCCCUUUGCCUGGAACCGAGAGAACUACGUGAGCUGCCACAACCCCGACAACAGCACACCCCUGAGAUGGCCACAAGUCCCGUAUCAGAUCUUGGGAGGCCCCACAGAAAACAAGGUGGUCUUUGAAAAAAGAAACGGCAUCUACACCUUCUUCAUUUCCAUCGUGGAUCCGUACUACAGCUACUGUCGCCUGGAGACCAUCUUCAGCGUCUAUGUCUCCGGGGCCUACCCCAAGCAGAUCAUCCCAGAAGUACUCAUCUUCAUUCUCACAGCAGCCAACUUGAUGAGCGUGUGGCUGGCCUACAAGAUCCCCAAGCUGCUGCACACGGAGCAGGGCCUCAAGGUCAAGGGCUUCUGCAGCAAUCUGUGCAGGAGAUGCAGGAAGCCUUGCGCGUGUUUCCGGGGCAGGCGCUGAGCGCUUGGCGGGGUGGGAGGGUGCGGGCGGGCAGCGGGGGGCCGAGGGGAUGGCAGAGCUGUCUUAAAGCAGUAAAAAAAAUCUGGUGGCAGCAUGUAUGGAUCACGCUGUGUCUUUCUCCACCCAUCUGCCUCCCUGGACAUCCUGGCAUCAGUGUUCUUUCGGGCUACAGCUCCUCUGGGGGUUGUCAACAGGAGCUUGGUGAGCCGAACCAGCACAGGCAGAUGAUGCAGUAACGGGCCAGCCUUGGAGGAGACUCAGACGCGGGAACCAUCCUGUUAGAGAGGAGGAUGAGACCCAAGGAAAAGGGAAGGGGGGCUACGGAAGACAGUGACAGGUGAUCUGUCUCUGUGUCGACAAACUCUGACACAGAUACAAUGUGUGCGCAUUUCCGUGUGUCCCUAAGAGCGUGGAGACAUAGUUUAUAUUUUCUACAUAUACUUGUCAUGCAUAUGUAUGUGUACAGUUCCUUGCAUCCUGACACAGGUGUAUAUGUGUGCAGAGAUACUAU
Molecule: messenger RNA, 2962 nt
Organism: Vicugna pacos (alpaca)
Lineage: Eukaryota; Metazoa; Chordata; Mammalia; Artiodactyla; Camelidae
Source: RefSeq, a predicted model, not a curated record